This is a messenger RNA of Priapulus caudatus, 1213 nucleotides long. Its product is annotated as tafazzin-like. The record is from RefSeq and is a predicted model, not a curated record. The transcript is spliced from 8 exons. Gene Ontology annotation, biological process: inner mitochondrial membrane organization; cardiolipin acyl-chain remodeling. Gene Ontology annotation, molecular function: 1-acylglycerophosphocholine O-acyltransferase activity. Bases 1 to 711 code for a protein of 236 amino acids. Lineage: Eukaryota; Metazoa; Priapulida; Priapulimorpha; Priapulimorphida; Priapulidae. Gene Ontology annotation, cellular component: mitochondrial membrane.
AUGGCCAUUACAGAAUGGUUAAAUCGUGCGGCAAUCUUCAAUAGGGACGUCUUGUACGAUGCACUCGAGAAGAGACCGAAACACAGACCCCUCAUCACCGUUGCUAACCACAUCUCAUGCUUCGAUGAGCCAUUGCUAUGGGGGAUGCUGCGGAUGAGGCACUACGUCAACACAGAACUGAUGCGCUGGUCGGCGUCCGCAGCAGAGAUAUGCUUCGACAAGUACAGACACAGGCUCUUGUUCUCUCUCGGUAAGAGCGUGCCGAUCGUGAGAGGGGACGGUGUGUAUCAGCGCGGCGUCGACUUCAUGUUAGAGAAGCUGAACGAAGGAAGAUGGGCUCACAUGUUUCCCGAGGGAAAAGUGAACUUGACUAAAGAAGUGAUGCGUCUUAAAUGGGGUGUUGGAAGAUUAAUAUCCGAGUGCAAGGUGUCGCCCAUAGUCAUUCCAAUAUGGAUCACAGGCAUGGAUGACGUCCUACCGAACAAGUCUCCAUAUAUUCCAAAAUAUUUUAAGAAGGUGACGAUUUACGUCGGGGACCCGAUGGACUUUGAGGACGUUCGUCUGAAGAUGACGUCCAACGAUGGUCCGAUGGAACAGCGGAAACUGAUCACAGACAUGAUUCAAUGCGAGUUUGCUAGAAUGAAGCCGAUUGCAGAGAAGCUGCACAUAGAGGGAGGCGGAGUAGUACCGAAACCCACCGAGCAAACGUAACAACGUGGCAGCACUAGUUAAUCAUCUACACAAUUUUAUCUUAAUUAGUUAUCUAUUAAGACAAGUUAAUUAACUAACAGACGUACAAGAUAAUUAAUUAACUAAUUAAUUAUCUUGUACGUCUUAUACUGUUAGUUAAUUAUCGUGACCGUCUUUCGCGUAAUCGACCCAGUUUUUAUUCGUGUCCGAAGAAUUGGAGAUCUGUGAUAAACUCCGCGCUAGUCAGCAUCCAAUUCUGUUUUCGUUGUGAUUCAUCUAUUUGUUAACGACGCUCGGUGUCGAUCUAACGUGUUUGCGUUGUUUAUUACAUAUAUUUACGAGAUGUCUAACGUCCAAUCUUCAUCGUGGCGGACGUACGAUGCACUAGCAAGUCGCUUGGCAACUUGUAAAAACUGCCAGGCAGAAGCGAUUGUGGAAUAGAAAAUUCUUAUAUGUUUGUCUCGCUGGGCGUCACGAUUUUAGCUGUCGAAGAAUAUAAGCAGAAAUGUUUUACCGGCAAAAA